Molecule: messenger RNA, 2322 nt
Organism: Micropterus salmoides (largemouth bass)
Lineage: Eukaryota; Metazoa; Chordata; Actinopteri; Centrarchiformes; Centrarchidae
Product: plexin domain-containing protein 2
Exons: 14
Coding region: 16-1788 (590 amino acids)
Source: RefSeq, a predicted model, not a curated record
CUUUGCCCUUUAAAGAUGCGCUACGAACUGAGAGGAAGGAUGGCGAUGACUCUGAGGAAGACGGUUAAUCUCAUCACAGGACUGCUCAUUGUUUUCCAGUUUCAACUAAGUUUCAUGAAGCUGAAAUCCGCUCAUGGAAUCUACAGAACUGACACACAGGAGCUGUCUCCUCCAGAGGGAAGGUCGUAUCUAGUCGCAGGGAACCACAAACCCAGGGUGAGGAGGUGGGCAUCCAGGUCUAGGUCUGGGGACCCUAGCAAGGCUGCAGAUAAGAGGGGCCACUACAGAGAGCAGCACCAACCAGAAGAGUCACAUUCAGACCUGCUGAUGGAGGAGGGACAUGACAAUUCCUUACAGAUUGUGGAUAUUGAUCACGCCUACUAUAAAUCUAAAAUCUACGGUCCUGGAGACAGUCAAGAGCUGUGGGUGAACGUCGAUGAGAUGGAAGAGGACAAGUGGAAGGUCUCUGGCUUCCUGUCCAGCACCCACAGACAAGCUGAGAGAGUGAAUCUUUCCUUCAACUUCCCUUUCUACGGUCAUAUACUAAAAGAAAUCACAGUGGCAACUGGAGGUUUCAUUUACACUGGAGAUUUACUCCACCGAAUGCUCACAGCUACUCAGUACAUCGCCCCUCUAAUGGCGAAUUUUGACCCAAGCCUGUCCAAAAACUCAACUGUGAUCUACUUUGAUAAUGGCACUGCACUGGUGGUUCAAUGGAACCAGAUUCACCUCCAGGACAACAUCAGUCUGGGAACGUUCACCUUUCAGGCCGUUCUGCACAACGACGGACGAAUCGUCUUUGCAUACAAACGGAUUCCCAUAAACAUCAACAACAUCAGCACUGAGAACCAUCCUGUCAAAGUCGGCCUGUCGGAUGCUUUUGUGGUGCUUCAUGAGAUAGAACAGAUCCCCGAUGUUCGUCGGAGAACCAUUUAUGAGUACCACAAAGUCGACAUCCUCAAAUCCAAAAUCUCCAAUUCUACAGCUGUGGAGAUGAUACCUCUCCCUACAUGUCUCCAGUUCUCCAGCUGCGGUCCAUGUGUCACUUCUCAGAUUGGCUUUAACUGCAGCUGGUGCAGUCGGCUACAAAGAUGCUCCAGUGGCUUUGAUCGUAACCGGCAAGACUGGGUUGACCAUGGCUGUCCGGAGGAGAGAAGAGAUCCCCGGUGUCUCCGAAUGACAGACUUCACAAACACCACAUCUCACCUCCUCCCACAUAUGACCACUCCUGUUACAACGAUCACGAUGCAGCAGAGGAGCUCCAGCAUGACCUCCACCCCCCUCAGCAAGAUGUCCGCUGUCGCCAACCUCUCAACGCGCAGCAGCACAAGCAGAAUUAUUUCCACUCCACCGCCUCCUACCAGCAAACCUGCAGAAGAUGACACAAGGUCUUUGCACAUCAAUGAAGCGACAGGAGACGACGAGACCACAGGAGAGAGUGAUGAGCGACUGCAGAUUGGUUUACUGGCAGGCAUCGUCAUGGUGGUGGUCAUCAUGGCAGCAGCCGUCCUUAUGUCUGUCUACAUGUACAACCACCCCACCUCCAACGCAAGCCUCUUCUUCAUGGAGCGACGACCGACCCGCUGGCCAAUCAUGAAGUUCAGCCGGGGUUCCGGUCGCCCUUCUUACGCUGAGGUGGAGGCUCCUGGUCAGGACAAAGACAGCAUGGUGGUCAUCGACCCCAAACAGUCUUUUGCCAUGUCGGACAGAAGAGAGAGUGACCAGAAAGAAGGAUUCAUAGUUUCCGAUCAGAGGGAGCGCUUCCUGGUCUCAGAGCUCCUGACCUAAACUAUGUAUCCCAGAUAGCUUUGGGACAGAGCUGGUUCUCUGAGAGGAAGUGUUGCUUCCUUGAAUGCUUUCUUUUAGCUGUUGCUCAAAGUUCAUUUUAAGGACACUGUAACAGUCUGGCUUUAUGUUGGUGUUCGCUUGGUGAGCCACAGGACUGUUUUUACGGCAUAACGAAAACUUGUUUUUAAACUUUGCUCAGGUCACUCGUUCGUGUUUACUGUAGCGUCACAGAGCAAGAGGUGACGCUGCUGGAUGUUUGUUUUGAGACAGUUUUUCAAGAGCUGUUAUGUCGUUCCCACUCCUUCACAAGGAGGAAUGUCAUAUUUGGGUGUUAUUUCCUGAUCUCAAAAAUACGGACUAAAUUCCUCACCAUUACACCCACCUUCAUCCUGAGGGGCAAACAGGGUGCACAGUGUUUUCAAUGCUGUUUCUCAGUAUAAGUGUUGUUUUUUUUACAGUGAAGCAAUGUCUGCAACUUUUUGAAUUUUGACUUUAUUUUGUCAAUUUUAUAAUAAAGACAGAAAACAUGUACAC